CCUUUUGUGCGCUUUCCCACACCUUUUUGUCGCCGUCGGCUCACACUUCCCGUGUAGACACACCUGCGUGACUCCACGCGUCCAGUCGGUCCCACACAGACAGACAAUCACUUACUCCUCCGCGGCGGGUACCGUACCGCUACCGUAGUCGUCAGCGGCGCGCGUCAUCGCCAAGAUGUCGCGGCGAUGACGUCACAAUUCACGAAGCUUUUCUCGUUCAUUUUGGCUAACGUUCACGAUCCGGCUGCUCCAGAUGACACAGCUCUGCGACUACCAUGCUACAGCUGCAUGAGUCCAUACCUGGAGGACCAUUACCCGUACAUUUCGCACCUCUAUCGCAAGCCGUUGUCUUUCGACCCGCACUGCGAUCGGAACAAUCUCGAUCGAAGCUACUUGUUUGUGAAGAAUUGUUCCGAUAUGUGUGUUACGCUACGAAUUAACGAUGUAGUAGGAGGACGACGAAGGCAUGGCUAUGUUCGAGGAUGUUUAUCCGACAUACAUGGCUAUAAUCAUAGCUUAGUACGAGCUCUCAGCGAGCAUCCUGGAUGCCUUGAUACGACAGCUCGUCAACUUUUCAUGCCGACCGCACUACGGCAAGAGCUGGAGCCGUCACGUUUGGCGAUUUGUGGCUGUCACACAAAUCUUUGCAAUUCAUCGACUUCGCAUUUGAUCUCAGCUCUCGUGAUAACAUCAUCAUUCGUCGUCCUCCUCUUUCUCACUACCAUAAUCUAAUCAUUGUUACGGGUAUGCUUGCCUCGCUGCAAAGCUGUUUGUUUGAUACUCAAAAAUCACAUAAAAAUACUUUUACAAAGAUUUCUGUUGAUUCAUUUGUAUAGUGAGAUAUCAUGUUUGAUUUGUUUGUAAAGUGCUGACUCGCUCAAAAAACUUCGAUAUCAUUCGAAUAAACGAC
Messenger RNA from Cylicocyclus nassatus, 910 nucleotides. The record is from the annotation of a GenBank genome assembly. Lineage: Eukaryota; Metazoa; Nematoda; Chromadorea; Rhabditida; Strongylidae.